GGGUGGGCAAGCGGCCGGGGUUUUCUCUCUCGGGUUCCCUGCUGCGGGUGGGCCACAGCGCUCUUGGCGUGGCCGGGAAGGCCCCCUCGCCCGCCACGCUCUCGGGCAGCACCCCGCGCCCUGUCCGGACCCGUCCUCGCUGCCCGUCCUACGGCUCUUUACGUUAACGCCGAAGGGCUCCGGCGGCUGCCCUCGUGACUUGCCUCAGGCCCGCUACAGCUUUCCUUCCUUUGCCUCCUGACCUCAGAUAGGGCCUACCGUCGGCUUUUCGCCUCUCCUCACCGGCCCGAGAUCCUCGUGUGAGCCCAAUGCCUCCUCUACGAAGAUCCUGAUCAUGGACUGUGAAGAAAUCCCAGAGUUUUCAAGUCCAGAGGAGGAAACAGUAUACUGGAAGAAGCUGUCUUUGAAGUAUAAACAAAGUUUCCAAGAGGCCCGUGAAGAGCUGGCAGAAUUUCAGGAGGGGAGCAGAGAACUGGAAGCAGAAUUGGAAGCACAGCUGGUACAAGCUGAACAGAGGAACCGAGACUUGCAAGCAGACAACCAAAGAUUGAAGCAGGAAGUGGAAACUUUAAAGGAGAAGCUUGAGCAUCAAUAUGCACAGAACUACAAGCAGGUAUCAUUGUUGGAAGAUGACUUGAGCCAGACCAGGGCAAUUAAAGAUCAGUUGCAUAAAUAUGUAAGAGAGCUUGAGCAAUCCAAUGAUGACCUUGAGCGUGCUAAGAGGGCCACAAUUGUUUCCUUGGAAGACUUUGAACAAAGGCUAAAUCAAGCCAUAGAGAGAAAUGCCUUUUUGGAAAGUGAGCUGGAUGACAAGGAAUCUCUGCUAGUUUCUGUACAAAGACUGAAGGACGAAGCGAGAGAUUUAAGGCAAGAACUUGCAGUACGAGAGAGGCAACAGGAAGUAACCCGAAAGUCAGCUCCUAGUUCCCCAACUCUAGAUUGUGAGAAGAUGGAUUCAGCAGUCCAGGCUUCUCUCUCCCUGCCAGCAACACCUGUUGGCAAAGGCUGUGAGAACAGCUUUCCUUCUCCAAAAGCUAUUCCCAAUGGCUUUGGUACUAGCCCCCUUACUCCAUCUGCUAGAAUAUCUGCCCUCAACAUUGUUGGUGAUCUCCUAAGGAAAGUGGGGGCCUUGGAAUCCAAAUUAGCUGCUUGUAGAAACUUUGCAAAGGACCAGGCAUCACGGAAAUCUUACGUUUCAGGGAACAUAAACAGCAGCAUGAUCAACAGCAAUGGCAUGAAAUUCUGUCAUUCAGGGCAUACAGCAUUCUACGACAAAACUCCCUGUAGUCUUCUCCCUGCCCCCAAUUGUCGCUGGAUCCUGAAACAACCACGUAUGCUUGUGGACCCAACCCAGUCUGCUGCUGCCGCUGCCUUAUGAACAGCCUAUGGUAGGGUGGUGGGACUGAUUGAGGGCAGUCAAUGGCUUUGACCAAGGUCCACCACCCGGCCUAGGAGCAUCCAGACCUUCUUCAGCACCAGGGAUGCUCCCUCUGAGUGUAUGAAUUGGGCUGCAAGGCCAUGAUGGGACUUGAGAUUAGUUCUUGAAGGAACAAGAAAAGAGCUGCUUGUGAUCCUUUUCCGUUGGUGCCCCCUGCUGAAUCUGUGGGUGCUGCAGCACCCAGUAACUGCACAGAGCUGCACCCCCUCCCACACACACAGCACUCCUUAUAUCAAUACAGUCUAUUUUCUUCUAUUUGCAUCGUGGACGUUCCUUAACAUGGUCACCGCUGAUGUCUGUUUCACAGGAUGCUGGAGUUACACUUGCCCAAAUCACCUUCCUUCUCUUCUCUGUCCUUGCCCCAAUUUUGUUCCUUGGCUAAAUUUGCCCACACUGAUGCUGGAUGACCCCUUAGGAACUUCCUCACUUCUUCACACUGCUACCCCUUUGUCCAAACCUUGCACAUAGGUACACAAGAUCUUUGUAGUUUCUCUUUUCUGGAUGAGUAAAUCUGUGUUCAGGGAAGGUUAGGGAGGGCCUGUAACUUCUCUAGUAAGCGGAUGGACUUGGGAUGCAGGAUGAACCUGUGCGGAUCUUCCACACUCCCAGUGAAACUGUGAGGGGUCUUAGUAACUGAAACAGCACUCCUGCUAAAGAUCUGGGCCAUAGAAAAUAUCUAGAUGUGGCAUCUCCUCACACGGAGCACAAGCAAUGUAUGUGUUGUGCAAAUACGUUUCUGUUCACCAAAGUGGGUUGUUUUUAAAAUGGAGGCCCCCUCUCGUUAAGCAAUUCCUUUCCUGUCAGCUACAUCUUAUACAGCUGGCAUUGCCUAUUUUAUUUCAAGAAAGCUCUGUGGUUGGGGGCUCUAACUAGUGGGAACAGUCUAAGAGGAACAAGGGAAGGAGAAGGGAAUCAAAGCCAGGGCAAGCUAGGGGUAAAUGGCCACUCACAGUUUGGAUUUUGUCAGCCCUUGUGUGUCCUUGCUGCAUUGACUGUUUACAUUUGUUUUACUGUACAUAGGUUUGUAAACAUAAUAUCUUUGCCUAAGAUAUUUGUAUAUAACUUGGGCUUUGUAGCUUUAUUUAUUCAGAAUCUCUGAGGCAUGUUUUCCCUAGAACAGUGUGUCAGAUUUCUGUGGUGACUACCAUCCUGUGGUUUAACAGAAGAGAUGGUCCAAAAAUAAAGAUCUUUUAAUGUGGA
Molecule: messenger RNA, 2638 nt
Organism: Varanus komodoensis (Komodo dragon)
Lineage: Eukaryota; Metazoa; Chordata; Lepidosauria; Squamata; Varanidae
Gene: NDEL1
Product: nudE neurodevelopment protein 1 like 1
Exons: 10
Coding region: 335-1378 (347 amino acids)
Biological process (GO): establishment of mitotic spindle orientation; vesicle transport along microtubule; microtubule nucleation
Cellular component (GO): kinetochore; centrosome; kinesin complex
Molecular function (GO): microtubule binding
Source: RefSeq, a predicted model, not a curated record